Messenger RNA from Oryza brachyantha (malo sina), 4524 nucleotides. RefSeq lists its product as uncharacterized. Lineage: Eukaryota; Viridiplantae; Streptophyta; Magnoliopsida; Poales; Poaceae. The coding region runs from base 193 to 3954 and encodes 1253 amino acids. The transcript has 23 exons. The record is from RefSeq and is a predicted model, not a curated record.
AGUCGGGCUCCGCUCUCUCUUCCGGCUCCGGUCGCUGUCUCUGUCGCCGCGCUCCGGUAGGUGGUGGGUGGUGGAAUUAUUCGCGUCGAAUUUUUUCGAAUUAAUUCAAACCGGGAGCGGUCGCGUCACUCCCAGUGCCGGCGCCAAAUCCGCACUCCGGCUUGGAGUGCAAGUUGGGACUCGCAUGCGCUGAUGAUGUUUACGGAGGGGCUAGAUCGAGACGCCCUCAAGUGGGUGCGAGAGGGCCAUGGCGGGGCGCUGAACAGCCACGAGCGCAUCGACGCGCUCCGCGCCGUACGGGGCGCCGGGGGCGGCCUCGGCAUGCCGCCGCCGGAGAAGUUCCGGAGCGGGCACCUGCCCCGCGCGGCGGUGCCGCUGUCGCACGGCCCUCUGCGCACCGACGACGGCAGCGUCGCCUCGGGAUCCGACAUGGAGGAGUCGUCGGACACCGAGGAGGUCGAAGUGUGCAGCGGCAGAUACUCAGUGGACUCGUCGCCCCGCCGCGAGGACAUCCUCAGGCGCACUGCCAUGCCGCAGUACCGCUAUGCCACAGCUCCCGGGGUGCAGAGCUACUACUCGAGUGAUUACUCGGAUCUGAGCUCGUCGAGAGACACUGCACUGCCCAGGGCGAAGGCGCAGCAGCUGCGGCGGCCACAGGAACAAGUGGGCAGAUAUGUUGAGGAGGAGGAGUACUCGGACUCAGCAGGGAGCUCGGAGUUUUCCAGCCAGGUGGAGACACGGAGCAAUGGUGUGGCCUCAAGGGGCGGGUACGCAUCUGAGUACUCUCAUAACGGUCCAGCCCGAAGAGAAGCGAACAAUGCAGGUCCUAAGACUCGGAUGGCAGCUGGAGAGAAUUACAGCCGCACCGUGCCUUUAAACCCAAGAACAUAUCAACGGGAGAACUAUUCUGCCCAUGUCCCUGCUCAAGACAAUGUGAAAUCUUCUCAAAUGGAUGGAUUGUCUGAUGUACCGAGUGCACCACCAAUUCAUGCUUAUGAUCAGGAAAUAAGCCAAGCUUCUUCUCAUGGUGUCAAUGCAAACAUAUGUGAUGAUUCAACUGUCAAAAAAGAAGAAUAUAAUGAUGAUAACAUGGAACCUAAUUUGCCUGAUAAAAGUGAGAGGAGCACUUUAAAUCCUGCGCACAGCAGCAAACCAUCUAGUUCAAUUCCUCUUCGAGUCCCCACGUUACAUGCCAGUUUGCAAGGGCCCUGGUACUCUGUUCUUGCUUAUGAUGCUUGUGUUCGCCUGUGCCUACAUGCAUGGGCUAGAGGUUGCAUGGAAGCUCCAGUUUUUCUGGAAAAUGAAUGCGCACUUCUGCGAAACACAUUUUGCCUGCAAAAUGUGCUUCUUCAAUCUGAAGAGGAGCUCAUGGCAAAACGUACAGCUGAGCUUGUUAGCAAUGGAGUUGCAUCAAAACCCAAGAAAACAAUUGGCAAGAUGAAGGUUCAAGUGCGGAAAGUCCGGAUGUCUGUAGAUGUACCAUCUGGUUGCAAUUUCUCAUCAUUGCCUGUGGUGAAAUUAAAUUCAAUUCGGUACCGUUUGUCAAAUGUACAAUCGACACUGUCCUCUGGAUGGGAGUCGGUUCGAAGGAUUCAAACUUUCCCACAGCUACCUGCUAACAGUUCCUUUUCAAAGCAUAGCUUAGCAUACAUGCAAGCAAGUGCACAAUACAUCAAGCAGGUGUCUGGUGUGCUAAAAGUUGGUGUGACUACCUUGCGUAACAGUUCAUCAUAUGAAACACCACAAGAGACUUAUUAUUGCCAACUGAGGCUUAAAAGUUUGCCUGAAGAUGAUGUUGUACCAAUGCAGCCAGGAUCUGGUGAAACACAUGUCUUUUUCCCAGAUAGCAUUGGAGAUGAUUUGAUUAUUGAUGUUUCUGAUUCAAAAGGAAGGCCCUGUGGACGUGUUGUUGCUCAAGUUGCUACAAUGGCAGAGGAAUCUACUGACAAGCUUCGCUGGUGGUCAAUAUACCGGGAACCUGAGCAUGAACUCGUAGGCCGCAUACAGCUCUACAUACACUACACAACUGCUGCGGAUGAGAACAACGCAAAGUAUGGCUCUGUUGCAGAAACUGUGGCCUAUGAUAUUGUUCUAGAAGUUGCUAUGAAAGCACAGCACAUUCAACAACGGAAUCUCAUCUUGCAUGGCUCCUGGAAAUGGUUGCUGACAGAGUUUGCAUUGUACUAUGGGGUUUCAGAUGCAUACACAAAACUGAGGUACCUCUCUUAUAUCAUGGAUGUUGCAACCCCUACUGCUGAUUGGCUUAAUCUGGUUCAUGAGCUUCUGUUACCUGUACUGAUGAAGACCCAAGGCACUACUGCAUUGAGCCAUCAAGAGAACCGCAUACUGGGGGAAGUUGAGGAGCAAAUUGAGCAAACAUUAGCGAUGGUAUUUGAGAAUUACAAGUCUCUGGAUGAAUCUUUGCCAUCAGGAUUGGUCGAAGAUUUUAGGCCUCCAACUGGUUUGGCUGCUUCUGCUCUAGAACCAGCUAUAAAGCUGUACAGUCUUCUCCAUGAUGUAUUAUCUCCAGAGGCUCAACUCAGAUUAUGCGGUUACUUCCAGGCUGCUGCCAGGAAACGAUCGAGGCGAUAUAUGCUUGAGACUGAUGAAUAUGUAGCAGGAAAUUCUGAAGGCAUAAGAGUAGAUCUGGUCACCUUUACAACAGCUUACCAGAAGAUGAAAUCUUUAUGCUGUAAUCUACGUAAUGAAAUUUUUACAGACAUUGAAAUUCAUAACCAGCACAUACUUCCCAGUUUUGUUGACCUCCCCAAUUUAGCUGCUUCCAUCUAUAGUGUGGAACUUUCGAAUAGACUGCGUGCUUUUCUUGUGGCAUGCCCUCCUACUGGCCCUUCAUCGCCUGUUGCGGAUUUGGUGAUUGCGACUGCUGACUUUCAGAAGGACCUUGCUAGCUGGAAUAUUUGCCCAAUUAAAGCUGGUGUCGAUGCAAAAGAGCUAUUUCAUUUGUACAUUGUCUUAUGGAUCGAAGACAAGCGCAGGACAUUGCUAGAAAAUUGCAGGAUGGAUAAGGUCAAAUGGUCAGGAGUUAGGACUCAGCAUAUGACCACACCGUUUGUGGACGAGAUGUAUGAUUUACUGAAGAAUACAUUGACCGAGUACGAGGUUAUCAUUUGCCGGUGGCCAGAAUACAUAUUUGUUCUUGAGAAUGCUAUCGCAGAUGUUGAGAAAGCAAUGAUAGAGUCUCUUGAAAGACAGUAUGUGGAAGUUCUGGCUCCACUUAAAGAUUGUAUUGCCCCAAAGAAAUUUGGUCUCAAAUAUGUGCAGAAACUCACGAAGCGCAAUUCAGUUGGCCCCUAUACUGUACCUGAAGAUCUGGGCAUUCUCUUGAAUACAAUGAAAAGGCUAUUAGAUGUUUUGCGGCCAAGGAUUGAGAGUCACCUGAAGUCUUGGAGUUCUUGUAUACCUAAUGGAGGAAACACUGCAGCUAUAGGGGAGAGACUUAGUGAAGUUACAGUGACAUUGAGAGCUAAAUUCCGGAACUACAUGCAGGCUGUUGUGGAGAAGCUUUCGGAAAAUACUCGCAUGCAAAAUACUACAAAGCUCAAGAAGGUCAUUCAGGAUUCAAAAGAGUUGGUGAUGGAAUCAGAUAUUCGAAGCAGGAUGCAAGCGUUAAAGGACCAGCUUGUUGAGGCAAUAAAUCAUGUACACAAGGUCUCUGAAGUCCAUGUGUUUGUUGCAAUAUGCCGAGGUUUUUGGGACCGAAUGGGACAGGAUGUCUUGAGUUUCCUGGAGAAUCGCAAAGAAAACAGAGCCUGGUACAAAGGCGCACGAGUUGCAGUAUCUGUGCUGGAUGAUACAUUUGCAUCCCAGAUGCAGCAGCUGCUGGGUAAUUCGAUCCAACAAAAGGACCUGGAGCCACCUAGAUCCAUCAUGGAAGUACGGUCGAUCCUCUGCAAAGAUGCACCUCGACAGAAGAACUCUACCUUCUAUUACUGAGCAUUUUUCGUGUACAUACUAGUCAUGCACGCUCGUCCGGCUUUUCACUGGAAGAAUCAGGAUAUAGAUACGAAAGGUCCGGACUCCAGAGUGAAGCUGUGGGAAUCUUUGUAAAGGAAUAAAGUGAAAAAGAUAAUGAUACAGAUACAGCAGAAAACAAGAGGCCCCCUGAAGUGCAUGACCAGAGAAGAUGGCCUAUCCGGAUUAGUCCAUCAAAUGGUACCAUUUUGCCGGUUAUGGUUCAAGUAUGCUGCCCGCUGCCUGUGGGAUGGUCUGCAUUGAAAACUUGUGUAGGUAGCGUAGUUUAAGUGACGCUUUAGGUUAGAUUGUUGAUCGCAUCUAGCUGUGCUCUCACAGUUUACCAAUGUUAGCGUUUUGAGGUCGAUGACUCGUUGAUAGAAAUUCAUUUCCUUCAAAUGUAUGGACGUGACAAUUGGUUGUUCUUGACGGCCUGUAUAGUAUAGUAAUGGUAGUCGAGAUAGUGAUGCCUACUUGGCGAGUCUAGAUUGCCUGGCGAAAGCGCAUUGGCAAAGUAUGUCUCUAGUUGGAUUCAGAAUGUUUUGUUAAGUA